This is a messenger RNA of Vanessa tameamea, 3763 nucleotides long. RefSeq names its product delta and Notch-like epidermal growth factor-related receptor (gene wry). NCBI's taxonomy places the organism in Eukaryota, Metazoa, Arthropoda, Insecta, Lepidoptera, Nymphalidae. Bases 307 to 2469 code for a protein of 720 amino acids. The transcript is spliced from 12 exons. Gene Ontology annotation, molecular function: Notch binding; calcium ion binding. The record is from RefSeq and is a predicted model, not a curated record.
CGGAGGCUGCAGGCUACGACGCCGCCCGCCCUGUGUCGCGUUUUCAACCUGUCAUAACACUUCUACAUCCACUCAUUGUUUUUAUUCUUAUAGUAUUUUUAAAUGUAAAAACAAAAUUGAAUCACAAGUAUAAUAUGAAUAAGUGAUGUGCAAAAAGUUGUUGUUAGCGAUUUAUGCUGUAAGACCGGAUGAAAUUAAUAUCCUUUUAGAUGAGAUGCAGUCCACCGUUUACCGUUGAACCAGUGCCAAACAAACCUAGGACAUUAAAAAUGCUGUAAUCACAAUACGCGCUUUAAAUAACCAGAUAUGAUUUAUACGAUGAACGUUGUACCAAUUUUGGUAUUAUAUUUUUCGGUUACUGUUACAUGUUUUGGUGAUAUAAAAGUUAAUUUGACGAACGAAAUCAAUGUAGUGCCUACAUCACUAACUCCGACCACUUUGUUAGCCACCGAGCUCACCCAGUCUACUAAGGCUAGCGUAAAGCUAUUAGAGACUACAGAGCCACUCAGUCUAGCUGCUCUGACAACAAAAGAAAGCGCUAAAACAACGAACGAAAACGUUACUACAGAGAGCCCGACCACGAUUCGCAAAGUAACAACUCAAGUGUACGAUAGCACAAAAGGCUCGCUGAAAAGUGCAAGAAGGCAAAAGUUAAACACUACAUCUAGUGCACUUGGGAGUGCAGUACAUUCUUCAACGCGGCUACAAGAUCGCCUAGGGGCUUUAGACUGUGAUCUACCCGUAUUGCCAAGAGAGUCGCGUUUGUGGCGAGGCAAUGAGACACACGAGCUUAAUUUACCGGUCACCAUGUCGGAGGAAUGUAUGAGCGGUCGCGGUGAACGCGAAGAGGAUUGUUCUCCAGUUAUCGUGUCAUGGGAGGGAUCUGCUGACAUUCAAAGUGGUGAUAUCCUUAUCGUCCGCAUCGCAUACUUUACUCCAGUUGAUACUUCAGUUCACAUCGAUGGUGCAAAUGAAACAACUGACACGAACUCUUCACAUAAAGAGGAUAGAUCACAUCAUGCUAUACUCCAACCUGCAGUGUAUCAAGUAACGAGGCAAGGUCAUGAACACUGCGAUGUGUCUGACGGAAUGUUACUUGACAUUACACCUCUCGACGAAAAGGCUGCGAAAAUUUUUACACUUUACGAUAAGGACCUCACAGAAGGCGUUAACUUGUUAAUAGUUGUAUCCGAGAACUGGGGAUCCCAUUGCGUCCGGUUAAAGGUAACCGUAAAAUCGGAUAACUGCGGUGAAUCUCAAGACUGUUCUGGAAAAGGAGUUUGCUAUACUAAUGUUUCUAUGGAAGGUUACGAGUGCCAGUGUUGCCUAGGAUACGUUGGGCCGCACUGUGAAGACAGGGAUGUGUGCUAUCCGUCACCGUGUUUGAAUAAUGGCAUAUGUGUCGACCUCACGCAACCUCUAAAUGGCGCAAACUAUCAUUGCUUAUGUCCAUAUGGAUUUACUGGAAGAAAAUGCGAAAAAGAUCCAUGCUAUUCAGGACCUUGUAUCAAUGGAGGAUCAUGUAUGAGUAUGGCAAUGAAUGGAUCCACAACUUUUCACUGCGCCUGCACUGAACAGUGGACGGGAUCUAAUUGCGAACUUCCCGUUACCGGAGGCGCAUGCGCAUCUAAUCCGUGCAAUAAGGGUAUUUGCGUGGAACAAGUUGAUAAUGAAAUAAAAGAACAGAAAUAUCGCUGCUUUUGUAAGCCAGGAUAUACGGGCGACCAAUGUGAGUUGGAAUACAAUGAAUGUGAAUCGUCACCUUGUGUGAACGGCGGCACGUGCACCGACCGCGUCGGCGCAUUUGAAUGUUCAUGUGGACGCGGCUACACAGGCGACACUUGCCAAUUGAAGGUUGAUCUUUGUUCUCCUAACCCCUGUCCUCCACAACGAUAUUGCACGGACCAUGGAAAUAGUUACUCUUGCGAAUGUCCCAGUGGCUUUGUUGGAGAGGAAUGCCACAUACCAGCUACAUCGGCUUGCGAUAACAAUCCUUGUGCUCAUGGCGGUACGUGUUGGAGUGGCGUGGACUCAUUUUACUGUUCCUGCAGGCCGGGAUAUACAGGGAGACUUUGUGAAGAGGACUUCAUUCUAGAAUCAGUUGUGGAUGGUGAGAGUGAGUUAGGCACGGAGUCCCGUGGUGGCGGUGGCUCCGUUCGUGAGUUGCACUUGCCGCUCGGUCUCUACCACGACCGUCUGCACAACGUCUACAUUGCGGCGGGAACCCUCGGCGCGGCUAUUGCUAUUGUCGGUGUUGUGGUGACAGCGUGUCACUGUCGAGUCAACAAGACAUACUCACGUCUGCUGUCCCGCUUGUCCCGCGUGUCGGAACCGGGCCCGCCGCACCACUGGCUGCAGGACAAACGCGCCCCCGCCGCGCCCUUUCAUCCGCCCGCUGCGCUGGACACCACCGAUAUGUACUACACCCUCGACUUCAGCGAUAGCCAGAGCUCCCCACUCAUACAAUAGCCAUCACUUGCGAACUGUUCCGAUGGGGAACGGUUCAAAAUACAAAUAUAACUUUCUAACAGUCGGAGAGUUCGAUUAGACGUACCGACAUGGAGCAAUAAACCUAUGAAACGAUCAUUAGAUCGUUUGUAAUAUUUUAAAGUCUAAAAUGCAUUCGAGCCACUAGAGAGGCUUCACUCAAUGUGCAAAAUUAUAAUUCCGAAAAAUAUACAGAAGUGAAAUAUUUUUAAGUGCUAUAUGUGGUAGUGCUGAUACGCAGGUAUUUUAUAUGAAUAUCUAAACGAACAUUUAAAUGAAUCGACGGUAAAGCUAUUAUUUUAGUCUGUGAUUAUAGUAAUCAUGCUACAUGAAAACUCAAUAAAUUGUUGCUUGAAUCGCUUCUAGUACGAUGUAGCGAAGCCAUUAAUGGGCCCCGAGAGUGGAGCUUGAAUAUAUAAGAAUAGAACUUUCUAACUUUGAUGUAAUUUUAGAAAAUUUAUAAAAUUAAUUUUAUUUACGUUAAAAUUGAAAGUUCUAUUUAAUACGUGUCGUGUUCGAUUAAGUGUUUUAUGUGUAUUUUUAAUGUGUGUUAACUAACUUAAGAAUCGGAAUAUUUUUAACUACAGGUUUCAUAUGAUAUUAAUUUUAGUAAUAGAACUGCUUAUCAGAUUAAAAUCAAAAGUCGAUAGAAAGUAAGGAGUGCUAAGUUUGUUAGUUUAUUCUAUUGACUGUGAUAGAAAAGUGGAAUAUAAUUGAUAAGUAUUUCGUGAAAUACCUGUUGUAGUUGUAUUUUUUUUAAUAUUCAUUAUUGUUAAUGGACAAUUGAAGUGCCUGCAUAGUACUGAAAUAUUUAGGCUUUUCGCGCCUGAAUAUAGUAUGUGUUUAUAUACGUAGUCGGUAGUACAGAUGUGUCUGUACAUCCUAAUAACUGUCCACUAAGAACGCACAAAGUAUGUAUUAUUACAUCUUUGUAUAAUAGGAAAUGUAUUCAAGAUUGAUAGUUUUUAUAUUUUCUGUGUAAACAUUAAUUCAUCUAUGAAAAUGAAUUCUUAGUGGAUAGUAAGCGAAACGAAAUGACUGACCUUCAGCAUAGUUGCUUUUACUGAACUUAUCUUUAAAUCUUGUUCAAAUUUUCUUCUUAGUCUAGAUUAUAGGAGAUUCUACUUUUUUCUUUAUUCAGUCAUAGAUUAAAAGAAUACAUCGGAAUUUCUCAAAUAUAUUUCAUCUUUAUGCUUUUGUGGACUAAAGCUUUUUAAUGUAAAUUUGCGAUAAUUGUUGUUGUAAAUCGUAAUUAAUAAAGUUUAUUAAAUGAAAA